Messenger RNA from Penaeus chinensis, 741 nucleotides. Its product is annotated as vegetative cell wall protein gp1-like. The record is from RefSeq and is a predicted model, not a curated record. The coding region runs from base 1 to 741 and encodes 246 amino acids. The transcript has a single exon. Lineage: Eukaryota; Metazoa; Arthropoda; Malacostraca; Decapoda; Penaeidae.
AUGUCCCCCUCGACCCUUGCCAAAUGUCCCCCUCGACCCUUGCCCUAUGUCCCCCUCGACCCUCCCCCCGUGUCCCCCUCGACCCUCCCCCCGUGUCCCCCUCGACCCUUCACCCGCGAUCCUUGCCCCAUGUCCCCCUCGACCCCCAUGUCCCCCUCGACCCCCAUGUCCCCCUCGACCCUCCCCCCAUGUCCUCUUCGGCCAUUCCCCCGUGUCCCCCUCGACCCCCAGGUCCCCCUCGAUCCCCAUGUCCCCCUCGACCCCCAUGCCCCCCUCGACCCCCAUGUCCCCCUCGACCCCCAUGUCCCCCUCGACCCCCAUGUCCCCCUCGACCCCCAUGUCCCCCUCGACCCCCAUGUCCCCCUCGACCCCCAUGUUCCCCUCGACCCCCAUGUCCCCCUCGACCUUGCCCAAUGUCCCCCUCGACCCCCAUGUCCCCCUCGACCCUUCCCCCGUGUCCCCCAUGUCCCCCUCGACGCCCAUGCCCCCCUCGACCCCCAUGCCCCCCUCGACGCCCAUGCCCCCCUCGACCCCCAUGUCCCCCUCGACCCCCAUGCCUCCCUCGACCCCCAUGCCCCCCUCGACCCCCAUGCCCCCCUCGACCCCCAUGUCCCCCUCGACCCCCAUAUCUCCCCCUCCCCCCAUGUCCCCCUCGACCCUCCCCCACAUCCGUCGCGGCGUUGGUUGCGUCACGGCCCGUCUACUGACCUUUCCGUCUUUGGCUUCUUCCUCGUGCUCUGA